Messenger RNA from Dentiscutata heterogama, 269 nucleotides. The record is from the annotation of a GenBank genome assembly. Lineage: Eukaryota; Fungi; Glomeromycota; Glomeromycetes; Diversisporales; Gigasporaceae.
GAAGCCUGGAAUAUAUUAAUGAUUAACGAAUCCAGAACUGGAGUAACAGUAGAACAAUCUUUGAGGCUAGAACAUAAUGAAAAUAAAAUAGAAGAAGUAAAUCUACCUAUUGACAAGGCUAUAACUUUACCUAUAGAAGAUAAUUUAGCAUUGGCUAGAAUUAAAAGAGAUUUGAGUGUUAACCCAUGUGAGGGAACAUUUAUCUUACUAUUUAUAUUUGAUAAAAAUAAUAUUCAAGUUUUCAAAGAUGUUGUUAAGAGAAUUGACAA